Molecule: messenger RNA, 1056 nt
Organism: Epithele typhae
Lineage: Eukaryota; Fungi; Basidiomycota; Agaricomycetes; Polyporales; Epitheliaceae
Exons: 2
Coding region: 1-1056 (351 amino acids)
Molecular function (GO): protein binding
Source: RefSeq, a predicted model, not a curated record
AUGGGACAUGUGGACUCGUCAAACCUUCACAAAGUUGAAGACCUGUGGUACGAGGAUGGCACAAUCAUCCUCAUCGCUGGAACAGUCGCCUUCUGCGUACACAAGGGCGUGCUCGUUGCGCUCUCCCCCAUAUUCCGCGACAUCCUUGCACUCCCCAAAUCUCCCAACAACGAUACUAUGGAAGGCCGCGUCGUAGCACACAUUACAGACUCGGGCUUCGAUAUGACGAACUUCCUCAGGGCAGUGUUCCGCCCGGGAUAUAAAAGCCUGGUACGCGAUACCCAGCAAGUCUCAUUUCCCGAGCUCGCCUCCAUCCUCCGCAUGGCCCACAAGUACGACGUCCCAGAGGCGGUCGCGAUCGCCGUAGACCGCCUCUCGCAGCGCUUCUGCGCCCCGUUCCACACCUCGCUCGGCCGCCAAGUCGACUGGGACGACGUCCAGAAGCACCUCGACACGGCCCACGCUUCCGUCGCCUUCGAUCCCGCCGACGCGUUCGAAGCCCUGAACCUCAUGCGACGCAUCAACGCCGCCACGGGUCCGCCACGCUUCCCAGACCGCGCCCUCGCCGUGGCGCUCUUCUACUGCUGCGUCGCGGUGGAGCAGAACCCGCGCCUGGUCCGGAGCGGCGCGCCGCGCGCGGACGGUACGGUGGAGGAGCUGAGCGAUGCGGACUUGGAGCGGUGCGUGCGCGGGACCGCGCUGCUCCGCCAAGAAGUCUACGACGGCGUGUCGCGCGCUUUGAUGGCGUUCCAAGACGGAUACGGAGUUUUCAAGCACCAGAUCAAGUGCCCGCGGCAGAACGGGUGUCAGGAGGACAUCAAGAUCCAUCUGGCGUACGUUCAACUGACGGAAUGCGAACGCACCUGGGGUCGCGGGAGCGUGCGGGACGUUUGGGUGUGGGUGGCGAAACGACAGCCUGCGCCGGGGCUGUUCGGUGCGGAGGCGUGGCAGAAAUGGAUGUGCGGUCCGUGCAAGAAGAAGUUCGAGCAGCUGCUGGAGGAGUCGAUGGUGAAAGGCUGGGACCUGUUUGUCGCGAACAUGUCGGUCUCGGAUUAG